AUGUCUCCAGCCUCAAUCUCCUACCAUCGCAGGCGGCCGAAGAUCUCCAAGACACGCACCAAAACCCUCUCUGGGUGCUGGACAUGCCGCGACCGCCAUGUCAAGUGCGAUGAGAGGAGGCCUACCUGCCAGAGAUGCGCAAAGUUUGGUGUCGAUUGUCAGGGCUAUGCCGCCCGCUUCGCUUGGGUGAACCUGACCGUCGCUUCGGAUCUGGACAUGCUCGCCGAGACACCAGUUGUUCAACCAGCCGGUAAGAAGCGAUGCGUCGGGCCUACGGCUUAUCGUACUGCCAGUACUACUCGAUUUACUUCUCAGCAAGUGGCAUCCUUUUUAUCCGAUCUCGAGGAGUCAUCACACACGGUUCUCACGCGAACACGGGGCCCUUUCUCUGUGUUUCCCGCGCUUCCCACAGCUCCCACAGCUCCUAUUGUGACCUCCACCGACGUCCGGUCUGCUACCGGUCCUUCAGACCUUCACAUCGGAGCUCUUGUCUCGGAAGAUGACCCCCCCGAUGAGUUGGAGGAUGAGCUCGACGGAGAGCAAGUCCGCGGUGCAGACAUUCCUGGCUCCUCACUCACCCUGGACCAGCCUUGGAUGGGUUGCUUCUCGACCUUGAGCCCGGAUCAGACAGGGCAAGAUGGGUCGACCGAUCCUUGUAGAAGGAUCCCGUUUUCCAGUCUCGACAAUUUCUCACUCUGCACAACCGGGCCAUGGCCGCUCACGGAGCCGGCUCCCGUGGAUAGUAAUUUCAAUUCUACCACGCCGAAGGCGAUGCGCAGCGCAAACACUCGGUCAAAUGACUCCUAUCUGGCUGGACCUGACAGUUGUGAGCCCUUAUCUCACCACCUUGCUGUCACCAUUUCCGCUGACGCCCCUGACGUGGCUGACUGGCUGGAUGAGCAAGAUGGCCUCCUGGCACUCCUUGGCAGAAAUUUCUCCUCGUCACGACAAUGGCAAAAGAUCCAACAACGGCAAGAUAGAUCCGCGGAUCCCCCGAUUCAUAGACACAUCGACUUUCUUCAAAUUCCGGCCAGUCAGCGCGAGCUGGUGCACCAUUGGGUGAUGUACCUGGGCGGAAACAUGGUCGCCGUUGACCGAAUCGACAACCCGUGUCGCACUCUGUGGAUGCCCAUGGCUCUUGUUGGAAUCAAUUGCAAUUCUCGGGAAUCGAACGGAUCGAUAGCCCUAUUUCAUGCCCUCUGCUCAUUGUCGGCCCAGAAUUUGUAUCAACUGCGACACCAAGACAAUCACUACAUGUCUCUCUCUUUACAGCAUAAUCAUCUUGCAUUGCGUCACACGCAGCAUUGUCUCGCCAGUAUUAGCGGAACUGGCGAUGCCGCUCUCGCAUACGCCAUCAUUUGCCAUGCCAUCAAGGACGCGGUCUCCGGGGGAACGAAGCAAUGGAGAAGUCACCUUGCGGGUGGACUGAAGUACCACUCACUGGUCAAUUGUGAUUUCAAAGACCAAGCCAUCACUACCAAGAUAGUCCAGUCUUACCUCUUUCUAGCGGGAAUGUGCAAUCUGCCAGUUCCCGACACAAUGGUCUCGUUUCUCGACGAGCUUCCCGCCGACGACCAUUUUCUCGAGCUCAAUUACGGAAUCACCAGGGGCUUGCUUAAAAUUCUGGUUGCAUUGAAUGCAAUGUCUUCGACCAAAACCAAUCUGAGCACCAACGAACUUGACACUCUCGAAUUGCAGCUAUAUCUUCAUAUUCCUUCCGACCUUCCCACGGGAGAUUUGGACGCGGCAGGGCGGCAACGGCUACAGCACACAGCCAGCUUCUUCUACGUUGCAAUUCUCAUCUAUUUCCGUCGCGUCUUCCGGCACGUGCCAACCAACGACUUGCAGGAUCUUGUUGACAAGGCUUUGGGACAUAUCGAGCAUAUUCUGGCUUUAGAGCAGGAUACACUGGGCAUCGUUGUGGCCUGGCCGACUCUGGUUGUGGCCGCCGAAUGCCACAAAGCUACGCAGCAAAGGAAAAUGCUAGAGUGGUUCAAGCGCAAGCAGAAAGCCGGCUUUGCAAAUCUCGGCGCCAUGGCUGAUCUCGUCAAGAACUUAUGGCACCGACGGGAAUUGUCCGCCCCAGGUUCCGACCUCCAUUGGCAAGACUUGGUAAACGGCCCGGGCGGGUGUGAUAUUAUACCGUUAUAG
Messenger RNA from Fonsecaea pedrosoi CBS 271.37, 2151 nucleotides. RefSeq lists its product as uncharacterized. Gene Ontology annotation, molecular function: transcription cis-regulatory region binding; DNA-binding transcription factor activity, RNA polymerase II-specific; zinc ion binding. The coding region runs from base 1 to 2151 and encodes 716 amino acids. The transcript has a single exon. NCBI's taxonomy places the organism in Eukaryota, Fungi, Ascomycota, Eurotiomycetes, Chaetothyriales, Herpotrichiellaceae. Gene Ontology annotation, biological process: positive regulation of transcription by RNA polymerase II. The record is from RefSeq and is a predicted model, not a curated record. Gene Ontology annotation, cellular component: nucleus.